Molecule: messenger RNA, 1386 nt
Organism: Phytophthora nicotianae INRA-310
Lineage: Eukaryota; Oomycota; Peronosporomycetes; Peronosporales; Peronosporaceae
Exons: 4
Coding region: 170-463 (97 amino acids)
Source: RefSeq, a predicted model, not a curated record
CAAAAAUAGAUGUAAGUCUUUAUUUGUGCUGUCACAUCAAUCUGUUCAGUGAACAGAUUGAUGUGUUCAGCAUCUCUGAUCGACAGCUCGCCGCCUUCGGGUAAGAACCGUGCUGUCCCACAGUGGUGCUCAAGCUGGUCGGUUCCUCCUGCAGUCGAAGAGAAGAACGAUGGCGGCUUCUAAGCAGCGGAACAGGUGGGAGUCCCCGCUCACAAGCACAGCAGAUCCGGCCACUUGGUACGUCGUGUGGGAGAAGAGCGUUGUCGGUGGAUUACUUGCUCCAGGCACUGAGCUUCUACCUCUGAUGUCUGCCGACGAACUACCAGAUGAAGUGCUACUGCUAUCGCAUCAUGGUGUGCUUUACCACCCGACGCACUUGGAAACAAGAUUACUGACUACUUCAGGGCGGGAUAUACGGGGAGGAGGUUUCCGCUCUCCACAGCAACAAGUGCAGCCUUGCUAGCUACCAAGCUCAUACGGGAAGCAUGCAUGCCAUGUUUUCGUAGCGUUGAGUACGUGUCAUGUGGGGCGACAAGAAUGAAACAAACCUCGCCUGCAACUCGGCCGUGGAGGAGUACGUGUGCCCACCGAAGAAUACGUACCCAUCAAGUUACCCUACGCUAUCUUGUCCCCGUUUUCGUGACGAUGCCGAAACUUGGAGAUGAAGCUAUUCAGAGGCCAUGUAUGCACCGCACAGCGUCACACUACACGUUCAUCAACGUCCACGUCAUAUUGUAGUGCAUCUACGGUACGCAGACGGUGAUGGAAGUGCAACCAAACACCAGGGUCAACAAUUGAAUCUAUGGUUUGUUGUUUAAUCUAGUUGGCAUGCCCAGGGAGAUGCAAUCUUACCUCUUUGCCAGUUUCGUCUUCUUUUUUCGUGGAAAUUCUCGGACAGGAAAGCAAUAUCCCGCACUAGUUCUGGUGCUAGCGAGCAUCUUCGAGCUGUCACAGUGUUGCCGCCAGUUGAAAAUGCUCUCUCAGACGACGCAGAUGUAGCAACGCAGCCGAGCCAUUUGCGUGCCAGUUUUGCCAGCACGGGAAAAUCUGCUUUGUUCGACCAUUUCAGCGGGUCGUCGUCCCGGCGAGCGUUUGCUGGUCGCUCUCGGUACCUAUUGAGCUCAUCUAGGCAGUUGGUUGUUGAGUUACUUGUGGCGCUGCUACUUCCACCUCCAGCCUCGGUCUCAUGCUCUUCCACACCGAAUAGAGCGUCAUCCAAGGCCGCUGUAGCCUUGUCUGGCGUUCAAGUAUUGAAGCUGUAACCCUGGGUUCAGGCUCUGGUGGAGAUGGAUCGUUGUCAAAUUCAAUCCGGCUUGCAGCAUCAAUUACACCUUUUAACCUUCAAAAUGGCAAAAAGGAAAUUCAAUGCUGCAAAAUGUAAAAUCA